Molecule: messenger RNA, 529 nt
Organism: Carica papaya (papaya)
Lineage: Eukaryota; Viridiplantae; Streptophyta; Magnoliopsida; Brassicales; Caricaceae
Product: tubulin beta-1 chain
Biological process (GO): microtubule-based process
Cellular component (GO): microtubule
Molecular function (GO): GTPase activity; structural constituent of cytoskeleton; GTP binding
Source: RefSeq, a predicted model, not a curated record
AGCGCCACCAUUCAUUACAUUUCCUUUCCACCCGAACGCCCAACCAAACCCUAAACCAUUCUCCACUUCCUAACCAACCAUGAGAGAGAUCCUCCAUGUCCAAGGCGGCCAAUGUGGCAACCAAAUCGGCUCCAAAUUUUGGGAGGUCAUCUGCGACGAGCACGGUGUCGACCCCACUGGUCGAUACAAGGGAGACGGCUCCGCCGAUCUCCAACUCGAGCGCAUUAAUGUUUACUACAAUGAGGCUUCCGGUGGUAGGUAUGUCCCUCGCGCUGUUCUCAUGGAUCUGGAGCCUGGUACCAUGGACAGCAUCAGAUCUGGCCCCUACGGCCAGAUCUUCCGCCCCGACAACUUCGUCUUUGGGCAAUCGGGUGCCGGAAACAAUUGGGCGAAAGGUCAUUACACUGAGGGUGCGGAGCUCAUUGAUGCCGUUCUUGAUGUUGUGCGAAAGGAGGCUGAGAAUUGCGAUUGCCUCCAAGGUUUCCAGGUAUGUCACUCACUUGGAGGCGGCACAGGUUCUGGCAUGGGA